UUGACAGAUUAAUGCCAGCUGUUUCGUGAUUGUGAUGACGUGUGUUGUGAAAUGAAUUUUGUUUAAAAAAUAAAUUAAAUAAUUUGAAAUUGAAUCGAAAGACAAAAUUUAAUAUCGUCAAAAAUAGCCAUGGCUAAAACAGCAGAUUGGGAUGAAAUAAAAAGAUUAGCUGCGGAUUUUCAGAAAGCCCAGCUUAGUUCCACUGUACAAAGAUUAUCUGAACGAAACUGCGUGGAGAUAGUAACAAAGCUUAUUGAAUUAAAACUUAUUGAUGUUAUAUUUACAAAUGAUGGUAAGGAAUAUUUGACCUCCCAACAACUUAUAAAAGAGAUCAAAGAUGAAUUAUUUGUUCAUGGAGGAAGAAUAAAUGUGGUUGAUCUCGCCAAGGAGCUGAAUGUUGACUUGAAUCAAAUAAAUAUCAGCGUACCUGAAAUAACAAGGGGAAAAGAUGUGCAAUUGGUGUCAGGCUAUUUAAUUUCUCAUGACUACCUUGAGAAAAUUGCACGAGAAAUAAAUGAAAAGCUGCAAUUGCAAGGACAGCUCAGUGUAGGCGAGCUCACCUUGCAGUACGACCUGCCGGCUGAGUUGUUGCAACAUAACAUUCUUGAACGAUACUUGGGAAAAAUAGUCAUUGGCAAGCAAGAUGUGUCUGACCCCAGAAUAUUUUACACCGAGGAUUAUAUUAGUACAACUAAAGCCAAGAUACGAGGAGCUCUUAUGGGUCUGUUGAAGCCGACACCUGUGGCUGUUAUUGUUAAUCAUUGCAACUUGUCAGACCGACUUUUCUGGUCUCUUUUCGAUCAGCUGAAUGCACCCGGGGUGCUGACUGGGCGCCAGGCUGGAGCUCUGUAUGUGCCAUCUUGUUAUACUAAAACACAAAAUGAUUGGGUUCUUAGUUUCUAUAAGCAGAAUAAUUACCUUGAGUAUGAUGCUUUAUCACGUUUGGGUAUCUCAGAUCCAAAAGGUUUCAUAAAGAGGAUUUUGGCUAAUGAAGAGCUGGUAUUUUUAAGCAGCUGUGCCAUCGGUAUUCAGAUAAAGCAGAACCUUGAAACUGCUUUAGAGGAAUGCAUUGCAUCUAAAAGUUACUUGGAUGUUGUCUCUUUAUUGCCUUCAAUAUUGUCUGAUACUGAUAUAGAGAACAUUCUGGACAGUCUUUUGAAGAAUUCGAAAUCAACAGUUUUGUUUGAUAACACAGUUUUCAGCAGCCACUAUCUGGAGCAACUGAAGCAGUCCUGCAUGCCGGUGACACAGAAAAAAGCAGAGGCUACAGUCAAAAGUGGUAAAUAUCAGCAAUACUACUUGGAACAGCAGAUGUCCAAGGCAGACUCCACCCAAUAUGGCCACGUCGACCACAAAGCUGAGAGGAAAGAAGAGCGCAGAAGAAAAGCUGCCACUGGCAAGGGAGGUGGCGGCGCUCAAGGAAGAGAAACUAAAACUAAAGCAGUUAAGAAACAUACAAGGUCUUCUAAGCAUGCUGCACAGGAUUCAGACUCUGAUGACGGAGCUACUGUCACAAAAAAGAAUAACACAGCUCUGGAAAUUAUAACUGUGGAAGACAUUGAGAAGGUUAUAAAAGAUACAUUGGAAAAUGAAGGGCUUGAUGAUUUGAUUACGCAAGUGGCGGAAUAUCUUCAUAGUGGCCUCAACGUGACAGGUCUCAGCAUAGCUAAAGAAAUGGCAGAAAAACUUCUCCAAGAUGCCAGUCAGAACAGAAAACAGACACACUCUUCGGCCCAAGACAAGAUCAACAUUCUCGUUAAUGACAUCAAGCUCUAUGAAAAGGGGCUCAAGUCUUUUGCAUUUGACCAGCAGCCUCAAUUUGUGAAAUAUCUUCUGAAGACAUUUGGAGCCGACACUCUGUCUGAGUUCUGCAAGUAUGCAGCUUCCCAGAGCAACCUGCCCGUAAACGAUAAUCUAACUGUUGAGCAAAGGAACAAGAUUAUCAAGGAUCUGCCAGAGGAGUAUAUGAAACCGCUGCAAAGUUUAAAUGCGACAUUGGCGGAACCGAACCUUGAUGCGUUUUAUCAAGCUGUUGAUGCGUGUUUAUCUGCUUGCGAAAUGAUCUUGAAGAAGGCAGAUAAAAAGAAAGACAAGACCCUGAUACAGAACCACAGAGAAAACCUGAUUUCCGAGUUGGAAAGUUGUGAAGAGCCUGCGUUGUCACUCCAUCUAGCUGCAUUGGCUAUCUUCACCAUCUGCACUCAGAACAUGCUCCACGCGUCUGGCAGACAAGUGCCGGUCAUCAUUGCCUACUUGAAGACACUCAUGAAAGAGGAGGAUUAUGAACACAUUCAGUUAUAUCACGAUUUAGUUUCAAAAUUCUUGACCUGCAGUGAAGAGGAAAAACAAGAUUAUCAAGACAAGUUGAUGACCGAAUUGCCUUUGAUAAAGAAACUAGUUGCAGACGUAAAGAAGAAUAAGUAAUUUAUUGUUUUUUACACUAUCUGCUAUCCUGAAUCCGCGUUGUUCUAUGCUAUCUUCAUAAAGACAAUGUACCUACUUAUUUUUUAUUUAACAAACAACACAUUCAUCCCACAAUUAGCUUUACUGUGUGUUUUAAAUAAAUAACUAACAACAUUGGCAAUCUAAGAACGAUUUGGCAGCCUUACUGCAAACUUUUUACUCAGUCUUCGUAUGAAUCUUUCAAAUUUACUUGUAUCAUUCAUUAUAUACUUAAAUAAAAU
Molecule: messenger RNA, 2684 nt
Organism: Plutella xylostella (diamondback moth)
Lineage: Eukaryota; Metazoa; Arthropoda; Insecta; Lepidoptera; Plutellidae
Gene: Ufl1
Product: UFM1 specific ligase 1
Biological process (GO): response to endoplasmic reticulum stress; regulation of proteasomal ubiquitin-dependent protein catabolic process; protein K69-linked ufmylation
Cellular component (GO): endoplasmic reticulum membrane
Molecular function (GO): UFM1 ligase activity
Source: RefSeq, a predicted model, not a curated record